AUGGUGAAGGUUCCUGUGAACUUCCGGUACAGGGAGGACCUCGUGGCUGCUGCCAGUGGGGGAAAGCACGAGGAGAAGGGUGGUGGUUCAGAGUAUCAGGAAGAUCAUCGUAACUUCGACGAGGAGAAGGGUGACAAGGGUUACAAAGUCUUCCACGAAUUCGACAAAGGUGAGAAGGGUCACCACGACAAAGAGGAUCACAAGAAAGUGUACGACGAGAAGAAGGGGGAAAAAGAGAAGAAACACGAAGAGGAAGAUCACUAUGAUGAAAAUCAUCAAGACGAGGAAGGCGAUAAAGGUGCAAAAUUCGACGAGGAGGGCAAACAUCAGAAAGGUUACAGCACCAAAGGAGAGCACAGUGUCUUCAAAAAGGAUGAAUACGAAAAGAAACACGAUUUUUAUGAUGAAUAUCACGAGGAUGGGGAACAUGAGAAACAUGGCGGAUAUCAUCACGAACACGAGGGCAAGAAAGGUGGACACGAGAAGAAGGGACACACAGAUUCUGCUCGACGCGAGCAUCAUCAUGGUAAGAAGAAGCAUCAUGAAGAAGGCCAUCAUCAUCGUAAGCAAAAAGGUAGAAAGCUCGAUGAAGGUCACAACAGUCAUCAUCAACAUGAUAGAAAAUAUGGAAAGAAGGGUGGACACGAAUCGGGGAAGAAAUGGUUUGCCAGCAGUGGUCAUUAA
Molecule: messenger RNA, 684 nt
Organism: Apis laboriosa (Himalayan honeybee)
Lineage: Eukaryota; Metazoa; Arthropoda; Insecta; Hymenoptera; Apidae
Product: histidine-rich glycoprotein-like
Exons: 5
Coding region: 1-684 (227 amino acids)
Source: RefSeq, a predicted model, not a curated record